UAACCGACCGCAAUUUUCUGCAAGUCGGCCAUCUUUGUUAGUUGUGGUUGUCGCUUCUUGUAAACUGUACAUGAUUAUGCUCGUGACCGGCCUUGUCUGAACCCAGCAUUAAUGGCGGGAAAAUAGCACGUGGCUGGCUUUGGCGCUAGGUGUAAUGGAAUUUUUAAACUAUUUUUAAACUUUUCGUUUACUUUCAGCUGAUGGCAGUGUCAAUGAAAAUCAGCUGAGAUAUUAUCAUCAGAUUUUGAACAAGAUUCUUUCCCAUGUGAAUUCAUACCCAACGUCGUCAUGACACCUUCGCUCCCUUACUCACGAAAGUGAUGAGAUCCCGGAUGAGAUGUCGAAGUGGUCAGCAAUUAGUGUCAUGACACGGCUCCCUCCCUUCUACUCACUAAAGUGAUGAGAUGAUGAAAUGGUCAGCAAUUAGUGUCAUGACACCUCUAAACAGUAUAGGCCUAGAUAUAAAUAUUCUGAUGAUAAAAACACUAUAUUUUGGCAGCAUUUUCCGCAAGUCCGUAAAGGUCGGGUAAAGUCGGGGUUUAGGUCGGGAAUAAGAACGACCCCUCUUCUUCUUCUUCAGCGUUCAACCUGCCUAAGUACUAUAACCUCAGUCCUGUGGCGGAGAUGAAGCGGCUUGUCGCCUGAAGGUCCGGCUGUGUUCCCCACAGCUUUUCUUCGACCUUCGUGUCCUUAGGCCAGAAUCUAUUUCGUGAAUCCUGGUACAGGGGACAGUCCUGUAGGAUGUGCGUUGGUGUUUGCACUGCUGUCUGGCAUUGGCAUUCUGCUGUGUCUCUUACUCCUAUACGUUUAAGAUGCCCACGCAGGCCACAGUGGCCUGUUCUUAGACGGUAGAUGGUAGUAGCGUCUUUUCGGUCAAGUAGCCACAGCUGAUCUGAUUGGGGGUGUUGGUUUCCCUGGCUUUUCUUCCAGUCAUUUCUGCAUUUCUGCUUCAGGAGUGUUGUUAUUUCUCUGUAUGACUGCUUCCCAUUUGGCUGGAUCUGUAGGCUUCCUUCUUUUGCUAGUUGGUAGAACGACCCCUCAAAAUCGGUCACUCAGUCCGUCACUGAGUCAGUGUCACUGAAUGACUGAUGAAUAUCGAAUGUCCGGUUUCGGCGGGCAAGAGAUCCCUGUAACAGACGGUUAAAAUUUCUACGAUAAACGGUUAAUUAAAAGUUUACCCAUUUUAUUAUAAUUUAUCAAAGUCUUGAGGAUUCAUCAAAACUUGAAUUUAUUGACAAUCAUCACAGGCAUGUUACAUAUGAUUUCUCUUCUGUGGAUGAUCGAUAUAAUUAUUACAAGCCGUCGCACACUCGCUCACUUUAUUUUCGGCAGCACCUGCUGAGAUCUUUUAUGUAAGGACCGUGUACAAAACUAUAGGAAGCAUUAGAAUCAUAGUUUACAUUUUGACUAAAAUAAGGUUAUGUGAUGUAAACCUUAAACGAAUAGUAAUUUUGCAAUCUGUUUAUUUAAUCAGAAGCUUCAUUUCUACCCUUUGUGAAAUACGUGAAGGUACGAUUCGGGAACUCGGCACCGAGGUCAGACAUUUAAAUUGAUGAGUGAGAUCUUCUCUUUUGUGUGAGAGUUGAGUUUAGACUGUAUUUUAUUCGGUAAAUUAGUUUCAUUGAUUCUGACUUCGCUGAGGACCCAAGUUGUCCUUUCACGGGGUUAGAUGAUGAAGAAGAUAAUUUAUUCAUUAACAAGAAAACACCUAGUCUUAAUUAGAAAUAAGUAAUUAGUUGAGGUGAUUUAAGUUGAGUUCGGUCAAAUUUUCUAAACCUAGUUUUUCCACAUGUUCGCAGCUGUUGCGCUCAUCUCGGUUCGUUGUCGCUAUUUAGGAAUCGCCGGGACAAUAGGGCUGGGUCACAGAUACUCGUUUUUAUAAGGGCCAAAAUGUUCUUUCGUGGCUUGGUCAUGACGAUUCCUAAAUUGACUUGGCAGUUCCUGAUUGGUCAUUUAUGACGUGUCGGGGUCUUCCUGUUCAACGACGCAUGCGCAACAGUUGAUGCUAAAAAAGAAGGGGUGCGCCCUGACCCGGGACACUCGCUUGCGGGCUGCAGUUUCAAAACGAUAAAUUUACGUUCCAUGCAUCUCGCAUAGAUCGGUUCUCAAAUCACACUUAAAUCAAAUCCUCAUAAACAUCCGUUUAAAAGUAAGUCCACAUUUUGAAACGUACACGGCUCAUUAUUCUAAAGUUGUACCAACGUAAACUUUCUCACAAAAAUACUCAUAUAAUUCCCCAGAUAUUGACUUCUCGAUUUCUUCGAUUUCGAUUUCGAUUCUACCUGGACCUGGCCCUGCGUGACCUUCCAUCGGCACACUGCAGGUCAAGAUCUAUGACCUCCUUCGGGAAGGCUCCCUCAUCACCGAAGGUUGGUAUCGGUGGAUGAUUCGAAUCGAACGAAUUCUUAUAUAAUAUUCGGAUCAUGACCGAUACCGGCGUAAGGUGACAUCCCUAUGGCAUGUACUGCUACACACAAAGUUUGUUUUGGCUUUCUACAUCUCAGUUCAUGGCUUUUAUCUGUUUUUAACGAUUUGAUAUUUGAGUUGAUUAAGCAUGCACUAUGCAGGUGUAACUCUUAGUCUUGACUCUUAUGCUGGCAAAUCUGCCAUUAGCGUUGUCUUCAGGUUGCUGGCAGAUUGCUGUAAUUAUAAGUCGCACAUCAUUUUGGGAGACUUCCUCUAACUGGUACGAAGUUGAUUGUCAUCUGGGUGACACCUCGCUCUGAAUAGACAGAGUCCUUCACCACAAUAUAUAUUUUUAUUACAGAUUGUUAUCAUAGCGUUAUACUUAAGAGUGCCAUUUUGUGAUUUAAAACCAUCGAAAAGUCAUGGCUUGCCAAAAAGCUUCAAGUUCAAUGUUGAGAUUGAAUCAAGUGACCAGAAAAUUACAGAGAGAAUAUCCCAAGGUUCUAGUAACAAGACGACAUUUUAGUGAUAGUUCUGAUGCUUCAAAGAGGCCAGAAGUUUCACAAUCUCAGAAAUUGUUCGACAUUGGAACGAGAGGAAUCUUUGGUGAGGAACAUGAUAUUUUCCGGCAGACAGCUAGGAAGUUCUAUGUUGAGGAAGUUCUCCCGCAUCAUACAAGGUGGGAGAAGCAAGGCAAGGUGGAUCGGUCCUUAUGGGAGAAAGCAGGCGAAACAGGUUUAUUAGGAGCGUUCAUCCCAGAGGAGCAUGGGGGUCUGGGAGCAGAUUUACUCUCUGCAGCAAUCUGUUGGGAAGAGCAGAUGUAUGCCAACUGCACCGGACCUGGAUUUUCCCUCCAUUCUGACAUCGUUAUGCCGUAUAUAUCCAAAUAUGGUACGCCUGAACAGAGGGAGAAGUUCCUUCCCGAUAUGACGGCUGGGAAGAAGAUUGGAGCAAUAGCUAUGAGUGAGCCAGGAGCAGGAAGCGAUCUUCAGGGUGUCAGAACCAAUGCCAGGAAAGAUGGCGAUGACUGGAUUCUCAACGGCAGCAAAGUAUUCAUCACCAAUGGCAACCUGUGUGAUGUUGUUAUUGUUGUCACGGUAACCAACCCACAGGCCAAGGCUGCUGCUCAUGGCAUCAGUUUGUUUUUAGUUGAGGAAGGAAUGAAGGGGUUCAACAAGGGGAAAAUUUUGGACAAGAUUGGACUCAAGGCUCAGGACACGUCAGAACUUUUCUUUGAAGACGUCCGCCUGCCAUCGUCGGCUCUCCUUGGGGGAGAAAACAAGGGUUUCUAUUACCUCAUGAAAGAGCUCCCUCAGGAACGCUUGAUCGUUGCUGAUAUGGCCAUCGCGUCAAGCGAAUGGAUGUUUGAAGAGACGAGAGAUUAUGUGAGACAGAGGAAGGCUUUUGGAAAGACUUUAUCUAAGCUUCAGACAAUUCAGCAUGAGCUUGCCGAAAUCAAGACCGAAGUUUGCGUUGGGAGAGCAUUCCUCGACCAAUGCCUUGCUCUUCAUGCUGAGGAGAGGUUGGAUUCGUCAACGGCUUCUAUGGCUAAAUACUGGGCAUCUGAUCUUCAAAACAAGGUGGCCACAAGAUGUCUCCAGUUGUUCGGUGGCUGGGGCUACAUGUGGGAGUACCCUAUUGCCAAGGCAUUCGUCGACGCUCGCGUUCAGCCAAUCUAUGGUGGAAGCAACGAAAUUAUGAAGGAGCUGAUUGCAAGACCGAUAGUUACGGACAAUUAGAAAAACAUGGCUAUAGAGCACGGUACAUGUAAAAAAUGUAUCUGUAGUUUCUCUUUGUGGCUUGGUGCUUUGCACACGGGUGUAUAUAAUGAAACUUAAGUAUUGCAUGUUUAAAGAAACUUUUUGCGACAAUGUUUUUUGAUGGUUCAUAUUAUAAUUAUUUGACAAUAAAAUCCAUUCAGAUUUAAAAUA
Molecule: messenger RNA, 4337 nt
Organism: Lineus longissimus
Lineage: Eukaryota; Metazoa; Nemertea; Pilidiophora; Heteronemertea; Lineidae
Product: long-chain specific acyl-CoA dehydrogenase, mitochondrial-like
Exons: 8
Coding region: 2829-4145 (438 amino acids)
Biological process (GO): long-chain fatty acid catabolic process
Molecular function (GO): flavin adenine dinucleotide binding; long-chain fatty acyl-CoA dehydrogenase activity
Source: RefSeq, a predicted model, not a curated record